Messenger RNA from Synchiropus splendidus (mandarinfish), 1410 nucleotides. RefSeq names its product acetylcholine receptor subunit alpha. The transcript has 9 exons. Lineage: Eukaryota; Metazoa; Chordata; Actinopteri; Syngnathiformes; Callionymidae. The record is from RefSeq and is a predicted model, not a curated record. Bases 1 to 1410 code for a protein of 469 amino acids. Gene Ontology annotation, biological process: regulation of membrane potential; monoatomic ion transmembrane transport; nervous system process. Gene Ontology annotation, molecular function: acetylcholine-gated monoatomic cation-selective channel activity; transmembrane signaling receptor activity. Gene Ontology annotation, cellular component: synapse; postsynaptic membrane; neuron projection.
AUGAAUUCCCAAAAACUAAAGGACAGGAGCAAAGAUGAGGCGUUGAAAGACACGUACAUCUUAGUAGCUGAGAUUCUUUUUGACGUGAACUCCGUGUGCGGCUCCACCACCGAGAGCCAGCUGGUGAAGACCCUCUUCACCGGCUACAACAAGGUGGUGCGGCCCGUCAAUGACUUCAAGGACCCAGUGGUGGUCACCGUGGGGCUCCAGCUGAUCCAGCUCAUAAGCGUGGACGAGGUCAACCAGAUCGUGAGCAGCAACGUGCGGCUGAAGCAGCAAUGGAAAGACGUGAACCUGCAGUGGAACCCUGCGGAUUACGGCGGCAUCAAAAAGAUCCGAGUUCCCUCCACUGACAUUUGGCGGCCCGACCUGGUCCUCUACAACAAUGCUGACGGAGACUUCGCCAUCGUUCACGAGACCAAGGUCCUGCUGGAGCACACCGGCAUGAUCACCUGGAACCCACCAGCCAUCUUCAAGAGCUACUGCGAGAUCACCGUGCUGCACUUCCCCUUCGACCUCCAGAACUGCAGCAUGAAGCUGGGCACCUGGACCUACGACGGAAAGCUGGUCGUCGUGAAUCCUGACAGCGACCGCCCGGAUCUCAGCCACUUCAUGGAGAGCGGCGAGUGGGUGAUGAAGGACUUCCGGAGCUGGAAGCACUGGGUCUACUACGCCUGCUGCCCGGACACGCCCUACCUGGACAUCACCUACCACUUCCUCAUGCUGCGGCUGCCGCUCUACUUCAUCGUCAACGUCAUCAUCCCCUGCAUGCUCUUCUCCUUCCUCACCGGCCUGGUCUUCUACCUCCCCACCGACUCUGGUGAGAAGAUGACCCUCAGCAUCUCCGUCCUGCUCUCCCUGACCGUCUUCCUGCUGGUCAUCGUGGAGCUCAUCCCCUCCACCUCCAGCGCCGUUCCCCUCAUCGGGAAGUACAUGCUCUUCACCAUGGUCUUCGUCAUCGCCUCCAUCAUCAUCACCGUCAUCGUCAUCAACACCCACCAUCGCUCCCCGAGCACUCACACCAUGCCCGAGUGGGUCCGCAAGGUCUUCAUCGAAACCAUUCCAAACAUCAUGUUCUUCUCGACCAUGAAGCGGCCCAGCAAGGAGAAGCAGACCAAGACCAUCUACAGCGCCGACUUUGACAUCUCCGACAUCUCCGGCAACAAGGUCACGGCCGUCCCCUACCAGUCGCCCAUCCUCAAAAACCCCGACGUCCACAGCGCCAUCGAAGGAGUCAAGUACAUCGCCGAGACCAUGAAGUCGGAUGAGGAGUCCAACAACGCUGCCGAGGAGUGGAAGUUUGUCGCCAUGGUGCUGGACCACAUCCUGCUGUGCGUCUUCAUGGCCGUGUGUCUCAUCGGGACCUUGGGGGUGUUUGCAGGGCGCCUCAUUGAGCUGAGCAUGCUGUGA